AUUUGAAAUUGAAGAUUUUAAAGUUGUUUAACCACCCAAUUAGGAGUCCAAUAAAGAGUAAAAAUGCUUAUGAAAAAUUAGCCAAAAAAACGUUAUAGCUUUAUGAAUUACUUCUAAAAUAGUUAAACAGAGACCAAGAAAAAUGAUUAGUAAAAUCUCUCUUACCCCAUCCCGAAGCACACUCUCCUGAAGUCCCCCUGUUUCUCUGCCAUCUCUGCUCUGUUGAAUUCAGAUUUCUUUCUUAUUGGCCUAAUAACCUUGAAAGUUACCCCUCCCUUCUCUUCAAUCCAUAAACCUUCAUCCUCCCUCACAGUCACUCUUCCUCACCCAAAAAUUUCUCCAUUUUUCCACCACCCAAGGCUUGACCAAAACUCCCCUCUGAAAGAAGCAAAACUGGGUGUUUCUCUGUUUUUCACCACCUUUUUUUCUUUUUCUCUAUAAAAAUGGCCGACCCUUUUCAUCAUUCGUGGUGAAUGGCUUCGUCCUAACCUUUUUGUUUAUAAAUAAUUCAUGAGAGAAAAAGGGGUGUCUUUGAACUGGAUUUGUACGGCCUAAUGGAAAGUUGGACAGAAUUAGCAAUGGCAAGUAUAGCUCCAGCGGGGAGCACUGGUGGUGGCAGCUCCGGAAUGGAAAGUGAUGACCAUUGGAGGAGUUUUGAUAAUUCCGUGAAUGCAGUUUCUUUCGGUUUUGUCGCCACAGCUAUUUUAAUCUCAAUGUUCCUUGUUAUGGCCAUUUUCGAGAGGCUUCUCCGGCAAACACACUCCUCGGAGAGUGGCCGGAAUCGUUCCGAUCUUGAGGCUCAGAUGAGGGUCCAUGGGAAACUCGAUUAUCCUUCUCCCAAAAUGACUGUUUAUGCUCGAGGUGUAUCAGUGUUGAUGCCUGGAGAAGAAAUCCCAACCUACAUUGCUCACCCUGCUCCAGCGCCAUGCCCUCCGGAGGGUGUUGAACCGCCCCGGCAUCACCGAACUACAUUCUCUCAUCCCUCCUCGAGCUCCUCAAACCCUUCAAUUCACAACCUGCCUAAUUAGCGAAACCAGAUGCAAAUGCAACCUAGAAAGCUCAAGAAAACACCUGGAUUAUUGACGGAUAUUUCUUGUCUUUCACAUGAAAAUAUAUAUGUUGAAAACACAGGCUCAUACCCCUGCAUAACCAUUAAACAUGUAGAUGGAUCAUUUUAAUUUACUAGCAGAUGAAACCCGGAAAAGAUUGUCUUGUCGGGUCACUUUAGUUGACAGUUCACAUUAGUUUUGAAAUACUUCUCACGUAGGUGCUGAAUGAUAAGGUUUAGGCCAAACUUGAUACCUGGUACUUCAUAUUUGAACAAAAAAAAUUUUUUUCUCCGGGAAAAAAAUCUUUUUGCCUCUUGACAUUUCCAUUCUAAUCUUUUGACACCCA
Messenger RNA from Oldenlandia corymbosa var. corymbosa, 1395 nucleotides. The record is from the annotation of a GenBank genome assembly. NCBI's taxonomy places the organism in Eukaryota, Viridiplantae, Streptophyta, Magnoliopsida, Gentianales, Rubiaceae.